Messenger RNA from Owenia fusiformis, 2268 nucleotides. The record is from the annotation of a GenBank genome assembly. NCBI's taxonomy places the organism in Eukaryota, Metazoa, Annelida, Polychaeta, Sabellida, Oweniidae.
GAAUAAGUCUUUUAAAGUGGUUAUAAGUAAAUCAUCUGCCGAGGCACACACUACUAAUUAAAGAGAUACAACACAUUACAUACAGUAUACCAAUUGAUCUCAACCUCUACCCCUAAGUAUGAGUACAACAGCAGAAUUUGAGGACGUUGAUGCAUUUAAAGAGGCAAUCGGAGCUGUACGUGAUGACUCUAACAGUACUAACUACACUGUUGUUGGACAUGUAAAUGGGAGCCCUAAUCUACUAGGUGUUGUUGCUACAGGGGAAAACAUUGGGGACGUCCUUGAUCUGUUCAGUCCCACUGAGAUGAUGUAUGCUCUAGUAAGACUAUCAACUAAAGUAGAUAUGAGUACAACAGUCAAGUUUGUCUAUAUUCACUGGAUGGGAGAUCAGAUUCCAUUUGCAAAGAGAGGUCGAAUGGGAGUGGUACAUGGGUCAAUUAAGGAACUCUUUCAGCCUAGUCAUGUAGAAAUAGAAACAUCAAUUCUAGCUGAUCUCGAAGAAGAAAACAUUAUGGCAUUGUUGGCCAAUGUUGAGGGAACGAAAGACAAAAGCAUAGAAGCUGCAAGAGUUGACCCUAAACAUGAACGUAGCUUUAUUGGAAGGGGGACAUCUAGGGCUGUAGAAGAGUCUCCAAAAAAGAUCGCACCAAAAGGUGUUGCCAUAGAAACAGGAGAAGGGGUUGUCGAGGCGAUAGCUGAUGUACGUAAUGAUGAAUCUCCUUGUAAUUGGUGCUUAGUAGGCUAUGAGGGAGGUAACCCUAAAGCACCACUAAAACUUUUUGGUUCUGGAGAUGAAGGGGUCGGGGGACUCAUUGACCUGUUAGAUGACAGUGAGGUCCUUUAUGGGAUGUGCCGUGUCACAGAUGUUGUUGAUGACAUCACAACAGUAAAGUUUGUCUAUAUAAACUGGAUCGGAGAAACUGUGAAACCCAUGACAAAAGCAAAGACAUCCACAUAUAAGGCCAGUAUAGAAGAACUCUUCUCACCCCACCAUGCGUCCAUAUUUGGCUGUGAUAGGUCAGAGGUCACGGAGAAAAGAAUAAUGGAUGUGGUGACAGCAUCCAGUGGCUCAAAGUCAUUUGUAAUGUAAUAGGUUGCUAUAGAAAGGAUAUUAUCCAAGGUGCAGUAUUAAGUGCAUUUCAACAAGACACUAGGCCAUUAUGCAGGGAUCUCCCAAGAUUAUUUUUCAACAGGGCACUAAAUUCUCAAUUUACCUCUUUUAGUCAUAAAAUCUCAAUAUUUCAUCCUAAGUGCAAAUAGAUUUUCAACAGGGUGGUAAAUAAUUUUUGAAUUCUCAAAAAAGCAGGACCCAUAGGCCAGCUGCUGUAGUGCAGAUGAGAGAUCACUUUGUAAUGUGUUGUACAUUGUGUUUGCAACAUAUGCAGAUGGUCCCUCUUGUUUCAUAUUAUGGUCUUCAACAGGCUUCAAUACGCUGACUUAGAUGACCAAAAUGUUGAUAAUAGCACACCAAAUUCUUAACAGAUUAGUUUUGUUUAACUUUAUAUAUGAGGCAAAAUAGAGCAGGAGCAAACUAGAUUGAGGUGCUUAGAUAACAUAUUAGAUAACAUAUGCUGAUUAUCUGAAAUCAUGUAAUUUAAUUGGUAAACUAGCUUUGAUAAUAUAUAGGUUUAUUUAUUCACUACAUAACUUGUCCAUCAUACUCCUGUUAUGAAUAUUUAACAUUGUUGUAUUGGAAUGAGUAGAGCUUUACGUAUACAUGUAGUGAUGCACUAUUAUAUUGCAGUGUAUUAGUAGUAUAUCCAAGGUAUUGCACUUUAUACUAUAUUCAUUCAUUUUUAUGUUGAUAUUUCUUCAUAUGUAAUAUGUAAUAUGUGCAAUUCAAGAAUUCCGAUUUGUUAUAAAAGUGGAUAUUUUUUAGAUAUGAUAUUGUGGUGAAUUCACUUGAUAUUAUGGUAUCGUUAAAGUAUUACAGAACUGAAGUAACUGUAUAACAAACUUCGUCUUUAUUAAGAAUUAAAACUAAUCUAAUAAAUAACUAUAGUAUUUAUUAGUUAGCUACAAAAAUGUUUUAGUUAUUUCGUUAAGAUUCAACAGACUUGAGUUCUUAAGUAGGUUGAGUAUCUAUACUGCAUAUAUGCUUAUUGCAAAUCAUUAUGUUAUUUAUUAAUUAAUAAAAACAUGUUUUAGUUAUUUCAUUACUUUGGGUUAAACAAACUUUGAGUUCUUGAGUACAAGUUGCGUACUUAGUGCAUGUAUGCUAAUUGCAAAACAUUAUGUUAUAUUAUUUAUUAAUACAUACAAACAUGU